This is a messenger RNA of Talaromyces stipitatus ATCC 10500, 7711 nucleotides long. Its product is annotated as polyketide synthase, putative. The record is from RefSeq and is a predicted model, not a curated record. Gene Ontology annotation, molecular function: phosphopantetheine binding; fatty acid synthase activity; oxidoreductase activity. Lineage: Eukaryota; Fungi; Ascomycota; Eurotiomycetes; Eurotiales; Trichocomaceae. Bases 1 to 7566 code for a protein of 2521 amino acids. The transcript is spliced from 7 exons. Gene Ontology annotation, biological process: secondary metabolite biosynthetic process; fatty acid biosynthetic process.
AUGGAGAACAGCUAUGACGACCAGUCAAUAGCCGUGAUUGGCCUGUCUUGCCGAUUUCCUGGCGAUGCCGACAACGUAGAACGAUUCUGGAACCUCCUCCGUGAGGGACAGUCUGCCAUAUCCACUGUUCCUGGGAACCGAUGGAAUAGUCGUCGCUUCCAGGAUGACAAGAAUCACAGCCAAAACACCAGCCGCACCAAUCGCGCACAUUUUCUAAAAGAAGAUGUAUCGGCAUUUGAUGCCAAUUUCUUUUCUAUUUCCAAAUCCGAGGCGGUAAGUAUGGAUCCUCAGCAGCGUCUGAUGCUUGAGGUGUCUUACGAAGCCUUCGAAAAUGCUGGCCUCGCCGUGGAAUCUCUUGCACAGAGCCAAAUGGGCUGCUGGGUAAGUUCUUUCUCGCAAGACUGGAGAGAAAUGCAGUUCUCCGACCUGCAGUCGGUACCCAAGUACGCAAUGUCGGGUAUGCAACCAGAGAUGCUCGCAAAUCGAGUUUCGUAUUUCUUUGAUUUGCAUGGGCCAAGUAUGGCUUUAGAGACUGCAUGCUCCGGUAGUCUGGUUGGUCUUCACGUAGCAUGUCAGAGUCUGCGAUCCGGUGAAUGUGACGCCGCAUUAGUGGGAGGAGCCAACCUGUUCCUCAACCCAAAUAUGUUCCUCGCACUAUCAAAUCAGAACUUUUUGGCUCCGGAUGGACUGAGCAAGGCGUUUGACGCAUCAGCAAACGGCUAUGGCCGAGGUGAAGGGUUCGCGGCUGUCAUCCUUAAACCUGUUGAGAAGGCUAUUCGUGACGGCGAUCCCAUCCGUGCCGUCAUCCGCGCGACUGGAACAAAUCAGGAUGGAAGAACCAAGGGCCUGACCAUGCCGAAUGGCGACGCACAAGAAACCUUGAUCCGAUCAACGUAUCGAUCAGCUGGACUCGAGUUGAAAGACACGGCGUAUUUUGAAGCACACGGAACCGGAACACAAGUUGGUGAUUUUGAGGAGCUAAGCGCAAUAGCUCGCACCGUCGCCGACGCCCGCAAGCGCGAAGGGCUAGAAGAGUUGUGGGUGGGAUCUGCAAAGACAAAUAUUGGCCAUCUCGAAGCAACGGCAGGCCUGGCUGGCGUACUCAAGGCAAUACUUGUUCUGGAGAACGGCGUCAUUCCCCCUAACCUGCAUUUUAAGAAUCCCAACCCCAGGAUUCCCUUUCAAGAGUAUCACAUAAGAGUGCCCACGCAAGAAGUUACUUGGAACCCCGACACGAUACGCCGUGUCAGUGUCAAUUCAUUUGGGUUCGGAGGCAGCAAUGCCCAUGCUAUCAUCGACAAUGGUAAACAGUACCUGCAUCAACGACGGUCAAAAGCAACCCUCGUUAACGGGACUCAUGCCGCUGAUGACAAAGAGCUGAAACCGGAGGUGCCGCAAAUUUUCGUUAUCAACUCCAGUGAUCAAGAAGGAUUAGGUCGUCAAAGGUCUGCUCUUCGCCAUUACCUCGCCAACUUUGGUAAAGAAGGACGUGCAAAUAGCGGAUGGUUUCGCGAUCUUGCCUUUACUCUGGGAAAGAAACGCUGUCGCCUUCCUUGGAGAUCAUUCUGCACUGCUUCCACGGUCCUGGAACUGUCUGAGGCUUUGGAAGCUACCGACUUUCCAAAGAUUCGGUCCGGAACAGCGGCUCUGCGACUUGCCUACGUUUUCACAGGCCAGGGAGCUCAAUGGGCGCAAAUGGGAUUGGAACUAUUCCAAUUUCCUACCUUUAAACAAAGCGUUGUGGCUGCAGAUAGUCACCUGAAGAAGCUAGGCUGUCCUUGGUCGGUGGUCGAGGAGUUGCAGCGGAGCGGUGCUGAGUCGAAUAUUCACGUUUCGUGGUACAGUCAGACGCUGUGUACUGUUCUCCAGGUUGCCUUGGUUGAACUUCUGCAGUCUUGGGGUAUCACUCCACGUUCUGUGGUUGGCCACUCAAGCGGAGAAAUGGCGGCUGCCUUUGCCAUAGGUGCUCUUGCGCGUGAGGACGCUUGGAAAAUCGCCUACUGGCGAGGCAAGCUCUCUUCUGAGCUCACGGAGCGUGCGCCUGACCUGAGUGGGGCCAUGAUGGCCGUAGGCGCCUCUCACGAACAAGCACAGAAAUGGGUGGAAGGAUUGACUCGUGGCAAGUGUGUUGUCGCCUGCAUUAACUCCCCUUCAAGCGUUACGGUUUCAGGUGAUGACGCCGGCUUAGAUGAGCUAGCCGCGAUGCUCAAGGAGAAAGAGGUAUUUGCAAGGAAAUUGAAAGUCACCACGGCAUAUCACUCUCAUCAUAUGAAAGUCGUUGCGGAAGCCUACCACGAUGUACUUAAGGAUGUCGAGGUCCGAAACGUGCCCACUGAUGGACCGCAGAUGUUUACCUCUGUGAGCGAGACGUUGGUUAACCCGAGCGACCUUGACGCCUCACAUUGGGUGGCAAACUUGGUCUCUCCUGUUCUCUUCUCCAAUACGGUUGCUGAGCUCGCAAGGGCAAAAACUCCGAAAGACCAGGCAACUGGUUCUGCAGUUGACCUGAUGCUGGAAAUCGGUCCCCAUGCAGCACUCCGUGGUCCAGUCACGCAGAUUCUCCAGGCAAAGGGACUUCGGAACGUUGAGUACCAGUCUCUUCUUUCUCGUGGCUGCAACGCUAUCCAAACCACACUUGCUGCAGUGGCGGAUUUAAUCUGCCGUGGCGUAACUGCGGACAUUGAUGCUGUCAACAACGCGCAUACCCCUCAAGGAGCUGGCCACAAGACAAUGCCGGCCAACACCCUCACAACCCUACCACCAUAUGCUUGGAACCACUCGAGGACGUUUUGGACCGAGUCACGCAUGCUUCGGGAGGCGAAAGCCGUUAAUGAUUCGCCUAGUAGUUUCAUCGGGCUUCCUAUGCCAUCAUUUGUAGCAAACGAGCACAUCUGGAGAGGAUUCCUUCGACUCGAACAUGUCCCUUGGGUCAGACACCACAAAAUGCAAUCUGCAGUCCUAUUUCCAGCUGGUGGGUUUCUAGCAAUGGCAAUUGAGGGUGCCAGCCAAUUUCAGGGCAAGGACAAUAGCCGUGUGGCGAAAGGGUACAAGCUCCGUGACGUUCGGAUCGACAGUGCAGUCAUACUUACCGAGGAGUCCAACAUCGAACAUAUUUUACAACUCCGGCCUCAUGAUACAGCGCGUUCCCAGCAGACGGACUCGUAUGACGGGUGGUGGGAGUUCAAGAUUUCCACCUCUGCGGGUUCGGACGAGUCGCUGAAAUGCAACUGUUAUGGAUUGGUCACUGUCGAGUUUGAACAACUAAUUCACCCUUCCCACGCUAGCAAAGCUUCCUCUACUACUGUACAGCAAGCGGAAGCUUUCUACGAGAGGCUGGAGUCUGUUGGUUUGGAGUAUGGCCCAUCAUUCCAGGCCAUCAAGACUAUCCUGCACAGCAGUGGCGGUCAAACAGAAGGCGAAAUUGAAAUCAUGGAUAUAGAUGUGAAUUCCACUACACCAGGAGGUUCGGAUGGACGCCCAUACGUUGUUCACCCAACUACUCUUGAGGCCUUGUUUCAAAUGGCAUAUGCUGCUUUCGACAACCAGAGUGACGGUGUCAAGAAAGCCCUUCUUGUCACAGAUAUUGAGGAGCUGCUGCUAGACGCGAGCAUUUCCCACACGCCGGGUGCCCGACUUCAGACCUCGGCGAGAUCCUCUCGCCUAGGAUUCCGCGAAAUGUUGGCAGAUGUCACUGUGUCUCCUACAGCGUCUAACGCUGGUGGAAUUUCCGUGAGAGGAUUGACCUGUGUAGAGAUGCCGAGCACUGCUGGUGUCAAUAGCGAUGUUGGCAUCACGGGAAGAGAAGGCUAUGACUCCAUGCUGAGCAAGUUUGUGUGGAAGCCAGCCCUGAACCUGCUAUCGGCGACCGAAAGAGAACACCUGCUCAUCGCAGCUACAAAGGUGACUGACGCAGAGACGGAGGCAAUUCUCGCCAGAGAGGCAGCCGACUUUCAGAAUGUCAAAUCUGCCCUCCAGGCUAGUCAGCGCGGCAAAACCGGUAGCCUGAAGCUUCGCAAUGCAUUGAAAUGGAUAUCCCAAGAACUCCCAGACGCUAAAGUAUUUGGCAAGGCACUUGAAAAUGUAUCCCAAGACGGCCAAGGCGCAGGACCUACGGGACCCAUCGUCGACGUCCUAAGCGGGACUUCAACCCCAGAUGUCCUGCUGAGCGGAUAUGGCAGCACUGAAAAGUUCCUGGCCGCUCUUCCCGGCGUAAAGGUAUCAUUGCAGAAGAUGUACCAGCUUGUCAGUAUCAUGGCCCACGAGAAUCCUGACCUGGCGGUUUUGGAAAUUGGAUCUGGCAGUUCAGGGGAAGAGGACACAUCAAUAUUCUCGACAACGGACAUACCAACCACGAUCAAAUACACACGCGCAGUAGCAACCCCUGAGAUUCUUCGUAAUCUACAGGAAUUCUCUCCCCCUGCCGGCCCUAUUCCCCGCUUUACUGUCCUCGAUCUGGAACAAGAUCUGGCUGACCAGGGUAUCGACCUUGCUUCAUUCGAUAUCAUUAUUGGCAACAACGUACUCUCCAACUCCAGAAAUGUUGAAAACGUGCUUAGGCGCACGAAAUCGUUAUUGCGUGAUGAAGGCAACAUGUGCUUCGUGGAACUAACCAAGCCAAGCUCUAGAGCAGUACCAGUGCUCGGAGUCGUUUGUGACUGGUGGAAACGAGGAGAUGACGGACUACGUCGACCCUUAUCCAGUGACUCAAUCAAGGAUAUCCUCACUGAGCAAGGUUUUACUCUCGACUUUUUGUCACCAGACUUCGUUGACCCCGCAAUUCAACAAUCCAGCCUAGUGUUUGCGUCGUCUUCUGCGGAGAAUUUGCCAACAGCCUCAGCAACAGACGACGCAGACGACGAGGAAAUUUACAUCUUGAUUUCCCCAGAAUUAAAGUCGCCAGAUGCGGUUGUGCAGAAUGUUGCAUCAAGUUUCCAGCAUAGCCAGAUUGUAACUUGGGGUGCGGGUGUGGAUUUCAAGGGGAAGUAUAUCAUUUCGCUGCUGGAGUUAUAUGAUCCGUUUAUCAACCACCUUACUGAAGAGGACUUUGAUAUCCUGAAGAAACUCGUCACGCAAGCUUCUAGUCUGCUAUGGGUCACAGGAAUCCCAGAACCGCACGCUUCCACUAUCCUAGGUUUUGCCCGCGUCGUCCGCUUCGAAAUACCGAGUCUGGACUUCCGCGUUCUGACUUUGGACCCUGCAACAAUAGAGGAUGCCAAAAAGAAUUCCAUUCACAUCUCCCAAGUUCAGAGAUCUAAGUCUCCGGACAAAGAGUACAAAGAGUUGGAUUCUAUUGUUCAUAUCCCUCGUGUCACUGUAGACGCAUCACUAAACCAUCAGAUUUCCAAUUUGUGUCUUAGCGAGGCCAUUGAGUCGAAGCCUCUAGGUUCAUUGGAGAGACCACAAAAACUUUGCAUUCGAAACCCAGGUAUGCUGAACACGCUCUGCUUUCAGGCGGACAACGUGUCGGAAAACGAGCUUCAAGACGACGAGGUUGAAGUACGCGUGAUGGCUAGUGGAUUGAAUUCGAAGGAUGUUAUGGUAGCUCUUGGACACAUCACCGAUACGCAUCUCGGCCUUGAGGCUAGUGGAGUUGUCUUGCGUGUUGGAGCAAGCGUCACACAUCUCCAGCUUGGUGACAAGGUUGUCAUGCUGGCGAAUGGUGCGCAUCGAACAACUCUACGCGGCAAAGCUGCGGUAUGCCAGAAGAUCCCGCAAGACAUGACAUACGAGGAAGCUGCCGGUUUCCCUUUUGCAUACUGCACGGCGUACUACACACUUCUCCACGUCCUCAGAGCUCAGAGUGGCCAAUCUGUUCUCAUCCACGCUGCGGCCGGAGCUGUAGGGCAAGCAUUAGUUCGCCUGGCUCAGCACCUAGGCCUUGAAGUCUUCACAACAGCUGAAUCUGCCGACGAUAGAGCAUUUGUCCAAGAAUUACUCGGCCUCUUCCCAGAUCGUAUCUAUCAUCCACAGGAUAAGGGACUUGUCCAACAUGUCAUGCGCAUCACCGGCGAUGUAGGGGUGGAUUUCAUCGUGAACCCUCUGUCUGUAGAGGAAAUCGCAGAUUCCUUAAAUUGCCUUGCUGACUUUGGAACAUUUGUUGAGAUGGGCAUGGAAAAUGACUCCCGCCAUUCCACUCUGAAUACGCGACUAUUCCGUCGAGACACUACCUUUGUGGCCGUUAACCUACAACGAGUAUUGGAGCUGAGGCCCAAGUUGAUUGGAGAGAUCUUGCAAAAAGCUCUGGGCCUCUUUCAAGAUGGCCAGGUGAAGUCAGUUUCGCCUUCAAAUGUAUACCCGGUUUCGGAAGCAGAGGCAGCUAUACAGAUGUUCCAGGAUAAUCGCCAUCAUGGUAAAAUCACGCUGUCGUAUUCCUCAGAGGACUUUGUAUCCGUUCUGCAGAAUCCGAAAGACAGCUUGAAGCUCUCGCCGGACAACACCUAUCUCAUUGCUGGUGGUCUCGGUGGCAUUGGGCGAAGCCUCGCCACUCUGCUCGUCGAUUGUGGAGCGCGCCAUAUUGCUAUGGUCUCCCGUUCCGGUGUUACAUCAGUUGAGCAACAGCAGCUUAUUGACAAUCUAAGUGAGCGCGGUGCUAAAAUCGGAGUUUACAAAUGCAGCAUUGGCGAUGCCAACGCCUUGGGCCGAGCGCUAACCCAAUGCGCAAGUGAGAUGCCUCCCAUUAAAGGAAUCAUUCACUCAGCGGUUGUUUUCAGAGAUGCCGUUCUUCAUAAUAUGACAUACAAGCAAUGGGAUGAGCUCUUGGAUGGUAAGCUCCGAGGAAGCUGGAAUUUGCACGCACUUACCACUUCUUACAACCUCGACUUCUUCCUCUGCAUCGGAUCCUUCAUGGCUAUUAUUGGUGGUAUCAGCCAGAGCAACUAUGCUGCCGGUAGUGCUUUCCAGGACGGAUUAGCUCAUCUGAGACAGUCCCAGGGGCUGCCCGCUGUCACGAUUGAUCUUGGUAUUGUGAAAGGCUUCGGUGCAGUAGAAGAGCAGGGUGCAGUGGGCCACACCCUCGAAUGGCGGGAACCAUUCGGCGUCAGUGAGCCAGAAGUACACGCUCUGAUCAAAGGUGCAUUACUUGGUCAAAGGGGCAACUGGGCACUAGAUGUCCCAGCCCAGAUGAUCAACAGCAUACCGACGGGAGGUAUGGUUCGUAGCUCCGGUGUCAGUCAGCCAUACUACUUUGAUGACCCUCGAUUCAGUAUCAUGGCCAAAAUUGGCAUGGACUCGGAGAAUUCAGAUACGCAAGCCAGUGUAUCGCUCAAAGAACUACUUGCCGAUGCGGAAAGCUCUGAUGAUGCUGUAUUGUUCGUCACCGGCGCAGUGAUCAGCAAGGUAGCGAAGCUGAUGCAAGUAGCGGAGGAAGAAAUUGAUACAGGAAAGUCGCUGCACGCCUAUGGAGUGGAUUCUCUUGUGGCAGUAGAAUAUGUUAGCUGGGCCAAGAAGGAGGUUUCAGCCGACAUUACUGUUUUUGAUGUAAUGGCUUCAAAACCCAUCAUGUCAUUUGCUCGUGAUCUUGUAGGUAAGGGGAAAUGGGGCGCAGCGAUUCCAGCUUGCAAGAGUUAAAAGGAGCGAUGCAUAUAUAGAAUAUAGGAAGUUUUCUUUUGUUGUUAGUUAGAUGACCAUCGAUAAAAGUGAAUUUGCACUGCACCAAUUACAAUUCUGUUCCCGACAGUGGUACUAUAUUUAAUUAAAUUUUUAAAAAGCUUGA